AUGGAUGCAGAGCGGGAGAUACAAUCUGUCCUGCGUUGUGGGCUGUGCAACAAGCCGUUCAACAAGCAAUCGACGCUAAAGAGGCAUGGAUACUAUUGCCGCUCUAGACGAGCCGGGCCGACUCAGAGGUCCCGGUCUUGUAUUGCCUGCGCGCGGCGGAAGGCCCGGUGUGAUAACAGACGGCCCGAGUGCUCCAGAUGUUCAGCCAAGGGUGUGGAAUGCCAUUAUCCAAGCUUGACCUCAAGAAAUAAGACUAGCGAUAUCCCUUCGACGACAGAUUCUACUGCCGAUUCCAGAUCUCCUCGUGGAGCGGACCCUGCGCUCACCAUAACAGACCCUGGGCAUCGGGGGGUUGUGGAUAUCGGAGUAGCAGGGGAAGUCCAAGUCGAACACCUCAAUUGGGAUAAUUAUGAUACUGGCCUCGCACUUGACUUUGUCGGUUUUGACUUUCUGAACCCUAUUCUCCAGUCAAACGAAAAGCCUGCUGAAUACCAGCAUCCAAUACCCACUUUACUCGGCACAACACCUUCUCCCCCCUCAGCCGGCGAAGUCCAAACCCAGCAAAAUCUGUAUCCUCAAUUGACAAUUCCAUCCCUCCCAAGCCUUCCUCGUCUUCUCGUUUAUCGACCGGAAUCGAAUACCGGCGGGAAGAGGACAACAACCCUCAUCCUGCACACCCUCAAAUCCUACCUCCUGAUGAUGCUGCGCGAGAAUACCCUCCCACCAUUUAUCCAUCCUCAUUCGCUCGCACAUCCAUCUCUCUCUCCGAAUAACGAAUUCCAGAAUAACUAUAAUACCUACAAUCUGCUAGCUAACUGCAUCACCCUGGUUCAAACACUCAACACCUCCCCUGGCAAAAGCAGAAAGUCAUUCUGGGAGCAUGUCCGGACCGAAUGUACCAAGAUAUGCUCUGCAGAUUACCAUUCCAAGCUAAAUAGAUGGGAACUGCUAGGUGCAAUGCAAGCGCUGUCGGUAUAUAUUCUCAUCCGGCUGGACGAGGGGGAGACCGAGGAGAAUAAUUUGGAUUUUCUGUUUUUGGCUGCUGUUACUGCUAUUGCCCAACAGCUUUGCAGUGAUGAUGUUGCUCACGACGUCACGUCUGGGCUCUACGAUGAUGAAGGAAUGACCUGGAAAGGGUGGGUUUUUGAAGAGUCUAGAAGAAGAUUAUCCAUCAUCUACCGAGUCUUAAACAUGCUCGUGUACUUCGAGCCCGCAGCCAGAUGCGACCUCCCAACAGACUUAAUCCUCGCGCCACUGCCGGCAAAGAAGCCCCUCUGGGAAGCAAAUGACGAAGUUGUAUGGAAGGCUGAAACCGAGAGAGACCCGAGGCUUCAUCAGACGGCAUUUGGGAUAGCUGCGAGCGGCAGUCUGGUCAGAUUGGAUAAAGGCCAUGGCCGGGGUGAGCUCCACCGGAGAGAUGACGUCCUAUCCCAUACAGUGUUGGAUGUGGGGGUUGUCUCCAGGAGUCCUGCAGAUUGGGAGGAGUGGUGUUCUGGCAUGGAUGGGUUUGGGGGGCUUGUUAUGCUUGCUGCUUCGUUGGUUGUGUAG
Molecule: messenger RNA, 1548 nt
Organism: Aspergillus puulaauensis
Lineage: Eukaryota; Fungi; Ascomycota; Eurotiomycetes; Eurotiales; Aspergillaceae
Product: Zn(II)2Cys6 transcription factor domain-containing protein
Exons: 4
Coding region: 1-1548 (515 amino acids)
Biological process (GO): regulation of DNA-templated transcription
Molecular function (GO): DNA-binding transcription factor activity, RNA polymerase II-specific; zinc ion binding
Source: RefSeq, a predicted model, not a curated record